UUUUUUUUUCUUUUUCUUCUUCUUCUUCUUUUAUUAUACCAUCCGUCAACCCCUUCCCUCUCAUUUUUUUUAUAUAUAUAUAUAUAUAACUAAAGUCUGAUAUACUGUGCCUAAAAUGAAAUUUAUUUCUCAUUUGGCAAGUUUGUCUGCAGCUGCCACUUUGAUUUUACAACUUGGUACCUUUGUUGAAGCCAGUCCCUUUUUUACUGAAUCCACUACUACUCUUCAUUCCAAUGACGCUGAUACUACACAACAAUGUGAAGGUUUACGUUUUUCAUUCCCUUCUGCUACUGGUUUGACUUUUGAAGAACAUAGCAAACACGUUGUAGCUUGGCAAGCACCUUCUACCUUGGACAAAAUUGUUCUUUCUCUUGUAAAAGAUGAUGACAACUCGAAUUCAAUUAACAUUGGUACUUUUGAUGCUAAGGCUGGUGCAACUUCUGAACUUCCUUUGGAUCUUCAAGGUCAACAACCUGGUCAAUAUCAUUAUCAUCUUCAAGCAACAGGUUCAAGUGGUGACUGUACAAUUGAUUCAGUAGCAUUUGCUAUCAACCAACAACAACAACAACAACAACAACAACAACAACAACAACAACAACAACAACAACAACAACAACAACAACAACAACAACAGCCUAACACUUCCAUCGAUCAAACUUCUUCAACCGAUGAUAAGAGUCUACAUUCAAACGACGAAACCUUUGACAAACUCAUUCAAUCUAUCAAGGGUCAAUCAUCUGAUGUUCACUCCAACACUGACACCUUUGAUAAUCUUAUCUCCAACCUUUCAAAGUCAAAUACACCUACCAACUCUGACAAGGUACUGGAUGGCCUCGUCAAUGAUCUGAAGCAAACUGAAGCCCAACAUUCAAAUGAUCAAAUCUUUGAUGGUCUCGUCAAUGAUCUGAAGGAAACUGGAGCUCAACAUUCAAACGAUCAAAUCUUUGAUGGUCUUGUCAACGAUCUCGAACACAAUCAAACACGACAUCCAAAUAGUGAUGAUGCCACUUUUGAUAAACUUGUCUCAAAUAUCAAUCAAUCCGCUCAAACAACCACUAACGAUGAUGACAAUUUGAAUUCUAUUGUUCAUGAUAUUCAAUCCGCCAAUCAAUCAAUUCAAAAAUCAAGUCACCAAGAUAACGCUUUGAAUGAUGAUUUGGAUACUUUAGCUAACGGUGUCUCCCACAAUGAUGACAAGUUGGAUUCUCUCCUUCACGAUAUUCAAUCUACCAAGCAAACAAAUCAAAAAUCAAAUCCAGAUUGGGAUGCUAUGAUCAAUGAUUUGAAAUCUGCUGCUUCUCAUCCAAAUGAAGAUACAAAGAAGACUUCCGGUACAAAUGGAUUGGAUCAAGUCAUUGAUGAAUUGGCUGAAUCUAUCAAGCAAAGUCAAACAAAGGACACUAAGGAUAUCAAGACAACCAAGAAUGAUAAAUCUCAUGCUGAUGCUGAUCCUGCUCAAUCUACUACUACUACUACUGAAUCCUUCAAAUCUUUUAUUGAUAGUUUGGAUCAAGAUUACAAAAAGUAUAUUCAAAAUAACAAGGAUAGCGAAACCAAGCAAGUUAGCCACAAGAAUGAUGCCAAGCCUGAUAUUGAUCCUGUUCGUUCUGCUACUGUACCUCAUUCAAAUGAAUGGUUCACAAACACUGAUCUCCGUACCAAGAAGAAUCUUAGACGAGCUUUUGUCAAGCGUGCCACAAAUCCUUAUUUCACCAAUGAGGAUCGACGUACUACUCAUGCGAAUGAUGCUUCUUCUGUGGAAAAAUCAACUGCUUCUCGACCUAUCUGGGCUGUCAAUGGUGAAUUCUUUACAAAUGAUGAUCAACGUACCAAUGUCAAUGCUAUACACAACGAUGCUGAAUGGUCAGAAGAUUCUACAGAACAAACUACUGGCUCUCCCAAGUGGGCUGUUAAUGGACCUUUCUUUACUGAAGAUAAUCAACGUUCUGAUGCCAACCUUUUACAUAAUGAUGCCGAAUGGGCCGUAGACGAAACAUUGGAUUCUCCUACUGAAGAUAUCGUUUGGCACAAGGAUGAAAUAGCCGAUCUCCCUGAAUGGAAUGUGAACAGUGAUGAGGUUUUAUUAGCUCACGAAGAUAGUGCAUGGGAAUCCUUUGAACACAACGAUGUACCUACUGCUACCCAAGAAGCACCUAUUCACCACCCCAAUGAUGUUGAUUGGAAUGUUCAAGAUGUGACUCUUCCUGCUACUAAGGAAGCACCUAUUCAUCACCCCAAUGAUAUCGACUGGAAUGUUCAAGAUACAAACGCUGUGCCUGUGGAUCACUCAAACUUUGUACACUGGGACUCAGAGGUCAUUGAUGCCGUGAACGAAGAUGAUGAUAAUUCUCAUAUUAACGCUGCUCCCGAAGGUGAAUGGCAUGAUGAUGAAAUUGUCAAUGACGGUGAUACUCUGCAAUGGGCUCAAGAUUCUAUCGAUUUGGAUGAUGAUGAUAUCAACUCUGUACACAGCGAUGCCGUAUGGGAAACUAACGAACACUAAUUCUUUUACUGAAAAUGAAGCCGUCCCUCACUCAGUUAUUGACUCUCAUUCCAACGAUGCUACUGCCUCUUCCGAAUGGAUUUCCAGCGAACAUGCCAAUGAUGAUGAACUUGAAUUUGAUCCUUCCUGGGCAGUGAACGAAGCUCCUACUCGAUGGUCUGAAGAUUCUAUUGAAGACAAUGCUACUCCCAAUUCAAUUGAAUCCAAGUCUGCUGAUGAUCACAAUGAUGCUACUCUUAC
Molecule: messenger RNA, 2743 nt
Organism: Halteromyces radiatus
Lineage: Eukaryota; Fungi; Mucoromycota; Mucoromycetes; Mucorales; Cunninghamellaceae
Exons: 6
Coding region: 116-2503 (795 amino acids)
Source: RefSeq, a predicted model, not a curated record